Neohortaea acidophila is the source of this 2331-nucleotide messenger RNA. RefSeq lists its product as uncharacterized. Bases 103 to 2115 code for a protein of 670 amino acids. The transcript has a single exon. The record is from RefSeq and is a predicted model, not a curated record. NCBI's taxonomy places the organism in Eukaryota, Fungi, Ascomycota, Dothideomycetes, Mycosphaerellales, Teratosphaeriaceae.
AGCGGCUUUGACUUUGUGUUGCCAGCAACAACCACGGAAGAAAGAACGCAACCGCGCUCUUGAAUCACUGCCACACCACUCCCACGGCGUGAAUGGGACAAGAUGCCGACCUACCGUGCCACCGGUGUCACCGCUACCCUCAUCUCCUGCGAUCUUCAGUCUUCCCUCUCCAAUGCCUUUAGGUUCAACCAAGGCGUCGUGCAGCAGGAAAACGCCAAACGAGUGCAGAGUGUCUUUUCAAGCGCGCAACAGUUGCCUGAGCGGCCUAUCGGCGAGGAUGGGAAGGCGAACGGUGUGGUGCGAUUCGUUGGACCGAAUGAGGAUAUGCCUUUGUUCAUGGCUGAAGCUGGGGACCUCCUUUCGCGAAACGAGAACGAUGAUCUCGAUGCUGAGAUGCAGGACGCGCUCGAAGAGGAUGUGACACUCACGGAGUAUCCUCUUCCGCUGACCAGCAGCGACGGUUCGCCCCUUACAUCUCUCGCCACAAGUCCGACCUCAACAGAGCACAGCUUCGUCCCCUCUCCAAGCAAGACCGCAAAGCCCGAAUGGCCCAGCACUCACGGCACUCCCGCAGCUGCACUCACGACAUCGAACAUGCAAACACUUGAGACCAUGCAACGUCUUGGUACUCCACAAGCUCUGGCCUUGGAUGUCCACAUCUCCGAAAAGUCAUUCCUCUCUUACAUUUCUUCGACGAACAACGGGCACAAGAAUUUGGCAAAGGGUCUCAAAGUUGAAGUCUUUGUCAACGGCCAACUUACAGACGUGACCUUUGUCAAUGAGAUUGAAGGCCGACGUCUCUGCGUACAGAUGGUCGACAAGCAUACAGUGCGCUUUGCUGGUACUCGCAUCCAUAGGCAGGUCGAGAAACCCUGGAUCUAUUGCGAGUCAGGCUCACAACCAAGAGCAUCAUCUACAUCUGAUGGUGAUGCGGAAGGCAGAUGGAACGGUGUUCGUACCUGUCUUAUCGAGGAGAGCCAGGCUCGCGGCGUGAAUGAGUUCGGCGACAGGCCACCCUCAGCCGACUUCCUGACAGCGCUGGCUGGUGUUGAACUUCCACAGCACAUGCGGCAGUGUCAGGGCAUCGGCAUCAUCGAUCUGAUCAUCACCGUAGGCAAAGGCAGGAAGUACGGGCCGGACACAACCUAUCUUAUGCAGCCCACGCGCUUGAAUGACCCGGAAUACAAGGUGCAGGAUCCCUCGACUCCGCGCUUCUCUGUCGAUAACAACGUUCUCGAGACAUCGAUCAGCACCAAGUCCAUCAAUGCCGCGACCGUUGAACGCCAAACUCCCAAUCUCAUCGCCCCUACCACACCAUCACCCAACAAGAUCGCGGAUAUGGUCAAAGAAUUUGGUCUCCAUAUCGAUACGAAGAAGAAGACGGUGGUGGGCAAUUACGAGAAUGCCAAACGUACACCCGGUAAGAGUGGCAGGACUCUGCGACAACGUCUGGGGGAUUUGAAGAAGAUGACACCGGGGAAUAUGGAGAGUGAGCUGGCGAGAUUGAGAGACGAGUUCGGCGAAGGCGGUGGGGCGAGAAAGAAGCAGAAGAUUGGCAACGAGUUGGAAGACUUCAUCCUCGCGGAUAGCUCGCAGGUGGUAGGCACUACGAUCGACCCUGCGAAGCUGAUGAAGGACGCUGCCGGUCUUAACCGCCCACGCGAGGACAGCGUGUUUGCCGACGAAGCCAACAGCGCUUCACUCCUUGACGGCGCCCCGUCAUCGCCACAAGAGACGCCAAGGAAAAGGACCAGAGCCGCAGCCCUCGCCAACUCGCCCGCUCAUGUGCCGGUGAAGCAGCCCAGACUCCGUGGUCGGCAUGGUCACACACCACAACAAUCAAUGGCCGGUGCGGACGACACUUCGACUGUGCAGCAAGCACCCGCCACGCAAUCUCUUUCGGGCAGAGGUGCGAAUAGAACGGCAAAGAAAUGGGGUUCCAAGGAGCAAAGUGUUGCGGAGGCGCUGGAGAGUUUUGAGGUUCCGGAGACUUGUGAGGGCAGCUGUGUAAGUUACGAUGCAAACCCAGAUGUUUCGCGACAAAUUGGCAAGGCUCGGGGUGGGGAGUUCUACGAGGAGGUCUUGUUGGUCGGCAUGAGGUUUGUCGUGGUAUGAUUGCGUUGCUGCCGCAGUGGUGUGUAGCGGAGCAAUCGCGCGGUAUUCGGCAGAGCAAGCUUUUAACGAGCGUGCAUUGGCGCGCACUCUUCGAUGUUCGUCAGAGCUGCUUUCUUUAGUAAGAAGGGCAGAUUUGUAACAGCCCUUAUGAUCCGCAUUAAUGUUGGGUGGGGCGAGAUCGGCAUGUGCCUGAUUACUUCCUGUUUAGGCAAUCGU